AUGUGCGCAUUCGAGCACCUCCCGAACGAGCUGCUCUGCCAGGUCGCGGACUUCCUUCCAACCGGCGCUCUUCAUGCGCUCGCCCUCACCUCGCGAAGGCUCGCGACGGUAUCUUACCCCUUCUUAUAUAAGACUAUCCGCCUACCGAUGCCGUUGGAGAGGCCAAAACAAGGGGACAACCACAUCCUCUUGUUCGCGCGCACACUCACAACGCGACCAGACCUCGCUGAUGGUAUCACGGCGCUGGACAUCAGCAUUAACGUCGCCUACAUCUAUAUGGCAUUAGAAGACUCCAUUCACAUGGGCCCCAUGCGGGCACUGAGUGCCAGCAUCGUGGAGAAUAUUCCCGACUCUCUGCCCUUGGGUUCACAGCGCAACAACAAGGCAUGGCUACAACAAUUAUGUGAUGCCGACAAUGUGGCCUGGCUUGGUCUGCUGCUUUACAUGCUGCCGAGCUUGGAAACACUGUAUGCUUGCUUCUUGAACCGUGCUGUAGAUCUUCCAUAUCAUCACUUGAACGUCGGAGCCCUGGAAAACGUUUUCAUGGCUCCCAAAAUGGACUUCAGCUUAGUGCCCGGCUUGUGUGGGUUGAAGGAGUUGGGCUUGCAAUGCGUAGAAGCCAGUGGAGAGUGGUGUUACCUGCCAAAGCUGGAACGAAUGUGGCUCGACCAAAGGGUCAAGUUCAUGGAGCAUCAUCAGUCUCACCCUUCCUUGAGCGUAAAUGAGAUCUCCAUGGCACUUUCGACAGAUGUGCUCUUAACACAGGCAACUCGGCGGACCAUCCGGACCAUAGCUUUUAGUGGAUUAGGGAGGCCGUCGCCCUUUGCAGGACUUCGGCGCUUGAACAUCGACCUCGACAACUACGAUAGGUACCUACGUUGGCUCGACACCGAGAAGCCUAUCGACAUAAUCACCAAGGAGGCCUCAGGUGCCGCUAGCAUGCUUUCGGCGCGGCUCAAACCCAUCGCACAUACGCUCGAAGAAUUCUAUCUGACAGUAGCCCAUGGAACUGACACACGAUUCUUGGAUCAUGUCAAACCAUUCCCAGUUGGUACGCUGAAAAGGUUCCGCAAGCUCAAGGUCCUAUGGCUUCCUCAAGCCCUAAUAUUUCCACGCAAUCUUAUCGACACGCAGAGUCCGGAGCUUAUUCAGCACAACGAGCCACGCACCAUCGACAGUACCGUCCUUCCCGCAACGCUCCAGUCAUUGCGCCUACUAUACCCGACCGCGGAGGUUCACAGCUGGCAAAAGUGGAUCUUACCGAAGCGUGUCCUCCUGCCCGAGCUGAAGUGUAUCGAGACCAUGAUCACAUCCAAGCAUGGCGCAACUCUUCUAGCUUACCGCAAGGCUGCCGACACCUGGAACACAACGACAACCACUGGAAUCAGCGAGCGGGCGGUGGAAUACAACUCCGCCAAAUCUGGAGAUGGUGACUUCCAGACGCCCAAUGAAGCGCAACUCCUCUUUGAGAUCGCUCUACGAGAUAAGCUCAUCGAAGAGCUUCAUCAGAAACUGGCGGAAAAAGAGGCCUGA
Didymosphaeria variabile is the source of this 1533-nucleotide messenger RNA. RefSeq lists its product as uncharacterized. Bases 1 to 1533 code for a protein of 510 amino acids. The record is from RefSeq and is a predicted model, not a curated record. Lineage: Eukaryota; Fungi; Ascomycota; Dothideomycetes; Pleosporales; Didymosphaeriaceae. Gene Ontology annotation, molecular function: protein binding. The transcript has a single exon.